This is a messenger RNA of Exserohilum turcica Et28A, 1091 nucleotides long. RefSeq lists its product as uncharacterized. NCBI's taxonomy places the organism in Eukaryota, Fungi, Ascomycota, Dothideomycetes, Pleosporales, Pleosporaceae. Gene Ontology annotation, cellular component: cytoskeleton. Gene Ontology annotation, molecular function: actin filament binding. The transcript is spliced from 2 exons. The record is from RefSeq and is a predicted model, not a curated record. The coding region runs from base 34 to 942 and encodes 302 amino acids.
AGGCCAUCAUGGCCUCGCCCUGGAAGUUUUACGAUGUCUUCAAGUCGGACAUUGCUCACCGCUUCGAAUGCGCGUGGUGCAUCAGUCGCGACAGGUGUACGUGUUGACCAUGCCGAGGAAGUGGAGAACCAGAUGGUAGCCGCCAUGGGUCGUACCAAAGCAGGCAAAGCACUCAAAAUACGAAAAUAUCCAACUUUUACCAACCUCGAAGAUGAGCGCCUAUACCGCAAGCAGCACCUCGCUGCCGCCUAUCGCAUCUUUGCUGCCCGCGGCUUCGACGAGGGAGUUGCGGGCCACAUCAGUGUGCGCGACCCUAUUCUGACUGACCAUUUCUGGCUAAACCCACUCUCCACGCACUUCUCUUUGAUACGCGUCUCAGACUUGAUUCUAGUGAACGAAGAGGGCGAGGUAGUUGAGGGAGACCAGCCCAUCAACGCCGCUGCGUUUGCCAUUCACAGCGCAAUCCACAAGCGGCGACCAGAGGUACAUGCUGCAUGCCAUGCUCAUAGCGUGCAUGGUAAAGCAUUCAGUGCUUUUGGCAGAGAGCUCGACAUGAUUACCCAGGACAGUGUACGCUUUUACAAGAGCCACGGAGUCUAUAACCAAUUCGGUGGCAUGGUGUUGAUAAAUGAAGAAGGCGAGCGAAUCGCUGAUGCGCUGGGCGACGGAAAAGCAGCUAUCCUCCAAAACCAUGGCAUACUUACCGUAGGCAAAUCAGUCGACGAGGCAGCUUUUUGGUUUCUCUCGCUCGACAAGACGUGUCAGGCCCAGCUUCUCGUGGGCGCAGCUGCCGCUGGUAGUGGGCAUAAACCCAAGAUCAUACCCGACAGCGAAGCAGCCGAAACAUACAAACAAGUAGGAACACCCGAGAAGGGAUGGCUGGCCUUCCAGAGCUACUACGAUGAAAUACUUGCGAAGACUGGAGGUGACUUUCUGAAAUGAACGGACCAAGACGGUUGUCCUAGCCAUUUGCUAAUAUGUACUCACUCUUUCUCGGGAAAAUCGCUCAAUCUUGUUAUAUAGAUCUUAGCACGACAGAAGCGGAUACGGACAUGUAUUCGGAAAAAAGGAUAAAAAAUCAAAAUAUUCGC